AGUGAGAAGCUAUAAUCGAGUGAGAUGUUGUGCCUUUAGUUGUCAUGUGACAAACAGCCUUUUAGGAAGUCUGACAUACUAAACAUCCUUUUUAAAGCAGCUACUAUUAAUCCCUGUUGCUGUGAUACUUGCAUCCAUGCAUUUUUACGCAGGAGAUGCUUUUUCCUUUUCCAACGCGCAACAAUUGAAUGCAUCUCGGUGCGCUUAAUCAGACGGAGAAAAAUGUCUAAUAGGUCUGGAGAAUCAACAGUUUUUAAUUUUAUUAUUUUUAUUUAAAUGCGUUCUUUUUGUGCAGCGCUGAAGCUGAACUCCUCCAUCUCCUAUCAGGCAGCAGCCAAGGACAGGAGAGCAUCAGCAAGGAGAGAGAAAGGUGUUUCCUCUCCUCCUCUCUGCGCUGCGCUCCGCUCCUCGCCAUUGCGCUCAUUGUGUCGCUGCUGAAUCAGUGUCAGAGCGAUCGGAGGCUGCUGGAAGCGGACUAAAACACGGACAAACUAAAACACGGACAAACCUAUGCGUGGAUUUCGGCUUUUUUUCCCUUCGCCAAUGCAAAAGGAAAUAUGCAGCGAAGCUUCACCUUGCUCUACACCAGUUUACUGGGGAUAUGCUUGGGUUCGGGUUCAAGUUUCCCAAGUAACAUCAACAUAGGAGGAUUGUUCCCCAACGUCUCGCACGAAUAUGAGGUGUUCCGGUUCGCCCUCUCCCAUCACCAGGACAUCCCCAAACUGGUGCCGCAGGUGGAUAUGGUCCUGAUGGGAAACAGCUUCUCCAUGACAUAUGCCUGUAAGUAAUCAAUCAGCAGUAAC
Molecule: messenger RNA, 803 nt
Organism: Cyprinodon tularosa
Lineage: Eukaryota; Metazoa; Chordata; Actinopteri; Cyprinodontiformes; Cyprinodontidae
Product: glutamate receptor 1-like
Exons: 2
Coding region: 558-788 (76 amino acids)
Source: RefSeq, a predicted model, not a curated record